This is a messenger RNA of Lactuca saligna, 1312 nucleotides long. The record is from the annotation of a GenBank genome assembly. NCBI's taxonomy places the organism in Eukaryota, Viridiplantae, Streptophyta, Magnoliopsida, Asterales, Asteraceae.
UGAAAAUGGGAAAUAAAGAACCAAUUAGAUCACGUGGCACGUUGUCGGAACGCAUGUACUUUGUCCGUUUUAUAUAUAUUGAUUUAUUUAUAACAAAGGUUUUAUGAUUCUACCGUUGCACAUAAUGUCAUUCACAUGUAUUCGAUUUCUAUUUAUUUUUUCAGAAAGAGAAAUCGAUAUUCUGGAAUUUUCUAUCGACUUUGAUUUUUUUUUUCUUUUCUUUUCAGAAAGAGAAAAUCGAUAUUCUAGAAUUUUCUAUUUAAAAAGACCUUGAAAAUCUGCUCGGCUCUGUUCCACCCACGGACUUCUUUUAUUAUUUAUAUAUCCCCACUCCCCACUUAAUUUAGUGCUCACAUCUGAAUCCAUCAUCUUCAUUCUGCAGAAACCCUAAAUUCUUGAACCGAUAAGAUUACUGUUAGUUUGCUUACCAUAAUCAAAUCAUGGCCAUUAAACUCUAUGGAUCCCUAAUUUCAACCGCAACACAGCGAGUCAAAGCUGCCCUCGCUGAGAAGGAUAUUGAGUACGAGUUCAUAAUCAUCGACAUGGCCAAAAAUGAACACAAGAAACCUGAAUUCCUUACCCGGAACCCAUUCGGUCAAGUUCCAGCGUUUGAGGAUGGUGAUCUCAAGUUGUUCGAAUCAAGGGCGAUUACUCAAUACAUAGCACACGCGUAUGCCGACAAGGGUAACGAUCUGAUAUUCGAGGAUCCGAAGAAAAUGGCGAAACUGUCAGUGUGGAUGGAAGUGGAGUCCCAGAAAUAUGAACCGAUAGCUUCGAAACUGGUGUGGGAGCUUCUUUUGAAGCCGAUGUUUGGGAUGACUACCGACGAGGCGAUUGUGGAAGAGUACGAGAAGAAAAUGGAGGGGUUGCUUGACGUGUACGAAUCACGGCUGUCGGAGAGCAAGUAUUUGGGCGGAGAUUGCUUCACUUUGGUGGAUCUCCACCACCUCCCUACCAUGAAGUACUUGAUGGGAACGCGGGUGAAGAAGCUGUUUGACGCGCGGCCCAAUGUCAGCGCGUGGGCUGCCGAAAUCCAGUCAAGGCCUGGCUGGAUCAAAGCUAUUACCACCUAAGCGCGUUGCUUAAUCACAACGAGGUCUUAAUUAUGUUUUGGAAAGAUCUACUCAUUAAAUUUGAUGCUUGAUGAGAUUUAGAUGUUUGUAAUGCCGUGUGUGUGCAAUGUAUCUGUUGCCCUUUCAACAAAUAAUAAAAUAAAAUUUUGAUCAUUGAAAUAACUUCAUACAUAUUAUAUAUGUAGUGCAUAUGUGUAAACACCAAAUCCUAUUCUUUGAUAUAAAGAAAUUAUAUUAAC